Ctenopharyngodon idella (grass carp) is the source of this 4205-nucleotide messenger RNA. RefSeq names its product E3 ISG15--protein ligase HERC5-like. Lineage: Eukaryota; Metazoa; Chordata; Actinopteri; Cypriniformes; Xenocyprididae. The record is from RefSeq and is a predicted model, not a curated record. Bases 84 to 3029 code for a protein of 981 amino acids. Gene Ontology annotation, biological process: protein ubiquitination; ubiquitin-dependent protein catabolic process. Gene Ontology annotation, molecular function: ubiquitin protein ligase activity; nucleic acid binding. The transcript is spliced from 19 exons.
ACUCUCGUUUUCGAUUUGUAUUUAACGAGAGGAUGCAGAGAGACAUUGCUGGAGUCUGAAAGUUUCAUCCUUUAGCAGUGAACAUGUUGUGCUACUGGGGAGCUCAGGUCAGAGAGGGCUUCGGUCUGUUACAGCCUGACAAAGUCAAACAUGGCAAAAAUGAUAUUCGAUCCAUGUGUCCGAAAUCAGCAGUUCAGGACAUGUCAGCUGGAAGGAGUUUUGUUGGUUUCAUCCGGAAUGGAAAGGUCUCGGUCUUGAGAUUGCGCGAUGAAGACUAUAAUCACGAUGGAAAACUAAAGCAACUACAGCUAAAAAAGAAUGACAAAAUCAGAUCGAUUGUCUGUGGAGGAGCUGGUGCGGUUCUUCUUGCUAAUGGAGGAAGAGUUCUCAUUAUGGACAAAUCUACUGUGUGCAGGCCUCUCAAAGGUCUGGGAAACAGGCAGGUGAUUCAGAUCGCAUGUGGAGACCAGCAUUCAAUGGCACUAACCAAGGAUGGUCAGUUGUUCGUAUGGGGUGAAAACUCUCACGGUCAGCUGGGUUUGAAGAAAGAACAUCCCGGCUCUCCGUCAGCUCAACAGGUGAAGAGUCUGUGUGGGAUCCCACUGGCUCAGAUCAGCGCUGGAGGAGACCACAGCUUUGUGUUGUCUCUCUCUGGAGUCGUGUUCGGAUGGGGAAAGAACUCGGCUGGACAGCUGGGCCUCGGAGACACUACAGACAGACACGUCCCAGUGGUUGUAAAUAGUCUGAACCGAAAGAAAACUGUGUCCAUCUCAUGUGGAGGAGAACACACUGCCACUUUAUCAAAGUUUAUGUUUCAGGGUGGCACAGUAUUCACAUUUGGAUCAGGAGGUUUUGGUCAGCUUGGGCACAACUCGUUUAAAGAUGAACAUCAUCCGCGGGUGGUUGCUGAACUGUGGGGAUCUAAAGUGUCACAGGUCACAUGUGGGAGACAUCACACACUUGUGUCAGUCUCAUCAUCAAAGCUGAUCUAUUCAUUUGGAUGUGGGAUGCAAGGGCAGCUGGGAAAUGGAGAAAUGAUCAAGCAGUCUGUGCCUUUACCGGUGGAUCUGUCAAACGAAUGUGAUCAUGAAUAUACAUUUGAAAAACUCAUCGCUGGGGAGAAUCAUUCCUUUGCCUUGUUUUUAAAAGAAGUUGGAAAUGAGGUAGAAAAGCCCAAAUCCAAUCCAAGCAGAGAGAUUUUGACAUUAAAUGACAGAAUGAUUGACUGCUGGAUGUCCGAAAGUGAUGCAAAUUCAUGGAAAGCCAUUACGAAGGAAAUAAACACAGUGUUCUCCUCUGCUGCCUCUCUGAAUGGAAGUUUUCUCAAAACAAGUUGUGACGAACAUUAUCAGACGUCUGUGGAGAAUUGUGGGUUGGAUUUUGAUCUGGUUAAAACAUCCUUUGCAAAGUUAUCAAACAAUGAAAGGUUGAUCUCAGAGGUAGUGAAGGUGGUUCAGCAGAAACUGCUGCCAUCUCUGAAUCCAAAUCCAACUGGUGUUGAAGCUCUGAGACUUUACCUUCUCCUCCCUGAGCUCAUCAGAGGACUCCAGGAACAACAAAGAACUGAACUCACUGGAGCACUGGCCUCCAAAAUCCUUCAGUUGAAUCCAGCUGCUUGCAAGGUGUUAGAGAUGUACUGGUCCAAGCUCCCUGAUGAUUAUCUCAAGAACUUGGUGGACUUAUUUAAAAAAGAGUCUGCUAUUUUAAUUGACUUGAUUGCAUUUGGAUUUAUAAACUGGAACAUACCAAGACGUCUGCAGAAACUUGUGCAGAUCCUUCAUAUGGUCUAUAAGGCCUGCUGCAGUACCAACAGAGACAUCACAAAGAUUGAUUUCAUCAUUCACGAGAUUAUUUAUCUGCACUAUGUGCUGCAUGCUGCUAAUGAAGAUUUGAAGGAUUGUUGGUGGAGGAGUGACUUUGAUUUAUUUCUGGCAUUUCAACACUACUAUGAUACAACUUUAAACAAACUUAAAUCAUACCCAUACAUGUUCAACCUGGGGGCCAAAUGUAAUUUUCUGAAAAACAGAAAAUGGCAGGGAAGUUUUGAGCUUACUCUGAGUCGCACAGCGCUGCUGGAGGAUUGUUUCCAUCAGCUGAGAACAGCCGAUCCAUCACUAGAUCUCAGAAGAAACUGGCUGUUGGUGCUUUACAAGGAGGAUGUGAGCAAAAGAACAGCUGUGAACAAGAAGGACUUUUUUCUCAAUGUGUUUCAAGAGCUUUGUGCACCAGAGUCUCAGAUGCUCAUGUACAAUGACAACAACACUGUGAGCUGGUUUCCCACAAAAGUGUAUAAAAUCAAGCAACUAGGCAUGCAGACUGCUUCUACAAACAUUUGUGAAAGAAUGGGUCGCUCUCAGGAGCUCAGUGAAUUCAAGCGUGGUACCGUGAUAGGUUGCCACCUGUGCAGUAAGUUCAUUUGUGAAAUUUCCUCACUACUAAAUAUUCCACGGUCAACUGUUAGUGGGAUCAUAACAAAGUGGAAGCAAUUGGGAACAACAGCAACUCAGCCACGAAGUGGUAGGCCACGUAAAAUCACAGAGAGGGGUCAGCGCACGCUGAGGCGCACAGUGAUGAAUCAAGCUUCUCUGUCUGGCAAUCCGAUGGAUGAGUCUGGGUUUGGCGGUUGCCAGGAGAACGGUACUUGCCUGACUGCAUUGUGCCAAGUGUUUGGUGGAGGGAGGAUUAUGGUGUGGGGUUGUUUUUCAGGGGUUGGGCUUGGCCCCUUAGCUCCAGUGAAAGGAACUCUUAAUGCUUCAGCAUACCAAGACAUUUUGGACAAUUUCAUGCUCCCAACUUUGUGGGAACAGUUUGGGGAUGGCCCCUUCCUGUUCCAACAUGACUGUGCACCAGUGCACAAAGCAAGGUCCAUAAAGACAUGGAUGAGUGAGUUUGUUGUGGAGGAACUUGACUGGCCUGCACAGAGUCCUGACCUCAACCCGACACAACACCUUUGGGAUGAAUUAGAGCGGAGACUGCGAGCCAGGCCUUCUCGCCAACAUCACUGCCUGACCUCACAAACGCGCUUCUAGAAGAAUGGUCAAAAAUUCCCAUAAACACACUCCUAAACCUUGUGGAAAGCCUUCCCAGAAGAGUUGAGGCUGUUAUAGCUGCAAAGGGUGGGCCAACUCCAUAUUAAACCCUAAGGAUUAAGAAUGGGAUGUCAUUAAAGUUCAUGUGCACGUAAAGGCAGGCGUCCCAAACAUUUGGCAACAUAGUGUAGCCUAUAUACAGGGGUUAGGUACAAAAAAAUGUGAACACCCAUUGUUAUAGGAGUUAAUAUCAUUUGUGUAGGCUACAGUGAAAAAACAAACAUUGUGAUGAUCUUUUAUUUAUAUUUUAGUUGUUUAUAUUCUGUAGUUUGCAUAUCAGUGCAGUAUAAGUGAAGAGUUAAUUUACAAAAACCGAUAAAUGGCACUUUUAAAAAAAUAAACUGACUGCUGUGUGUUAUUCUCCACAUAUAGCACGUUCUGAACCCUAAAUAUGUUUUGUCAAAAAAGCCAGUUUUGUCCACUGUCAAGGCAUCGCGAGUUCACGUUUUACAGCAGAAACUGACAAGCGACCUUGUUGUUUGUUUUAGCAAAUCAGCGCGCAGUAUUCAGGUCAGGUGACAAGGCUGCUAGUCACUUCAAAAAGACGCGCAAGCUGAGGGGAGUUUCAUCAAAGCUAAAAGUGAUCGAGGAUUUAUAAUUUCGACCCCUGCAAGUCCUUGUGCACCAUACACGUCUUACAUGCUGAACCAUUGGUUGUCUUUUUGCGUUUGUUUGUGUAUGUGUGUGUGUGUAUGAGUUUGCCGAUCUGUCAGUGUUUGUGUGCACACGUGUGUUUGAGUGUGUUUUAAAUGCAAUUACAAAGCAAUUACUUGGUUUUGUUUAACUCUGAAACAUGAAAUGUGGAGUUAUCUGCUUUUGCCAAAAAAACGACUUUUGGAGUUAUCUGGGUUUGCUAAAAAAUAAACUUUUAAUAUAUAAAAAACAUACUUUCAAUGAACUUUAAUUUUGUAAGUUACCUGUAUUUUUUUUUUUAGUUAAUAUUACUUAAUCAAAACAACCUAACUGCAGUUUGAUUGAUAUUACUUUGAAUGCACAAUAAAAAACAUGUUUUGUGAGAAUUAAUAAAAACUGAGUUAUCUGUUUUUGCAAAUGAACUCUUCAAGUGGUUUUACAAUUUACUGUAUUUUCAUUUGGCCAUAACCACUCAUUAUCCCA